GGGAUGAGAGUCGCAAAGCUCACCUUUUAAAUAAAACCGUCGAUCAAUUCACUCUAUAUUUUAUCCCAACCGAUAAAAAAUCUGCGGAGUCAAAUUUUCACUUGGAAUUUUAAAGCCAGUUUAUUCCUUUCUCUUCUUUCAUUCUGUUUCUCCUCCUUUCUCCCGCCCAACUACACAUGUGGUUGUACACUUAGCAAUACCCAAACACCCCUUCGAAUCAACCUUUUGUUCUCAAGCAGAAAGUUAAGCCGUAUCAACAGAUAAAUCCUACUAAGAACUGGUUUGAAAUCCGAUUGUAUCUACUCCAAUCUUCCGCCACGAUGGGUAAUCCUAAUGAGCACGAGUGUGCUGUAUCUGCGGGAAAUGAUUCGCCCAAGAAAUCGCAAAGUGCUAGUCAAAGCAACCGAUCUACCGCGCAAUCCAAGUCGACAGCAAUGAUGAAGCUUGAGCCAGACGUCUUGUUCACAGACACAAUGGGCAUGGAGACAAUUAUGUUGAAGGUUGGACCGUCUGAUGAUAUACAUGGCAAUAUGGUCUUUUCCAUCCACAAGAACUUGUUGAUCGCUUCUUCCCGUCGAUUCGCAAAGAUGUUGAGAACAACUGGACCUUUGGAUCGCAAUCAGAUGUAUUCAAUCCACGAUACGAGUCCUGCUAUAUUCAAAUACUUCAAUGAGUAUCUCUACACUCAUCGGAUCCCAGUCGUCAGUCGUCGCCUGUCGAAAGCUGAGCAAGGAACCCGAAUUUUGGAGCUUUGUCAACUCUAUGUCUUUGCGGAAAUGUUCGAGAUGGACAAUACCUUUCUCAACAAGAUCAUUGAUACGAUUCAAGAUGGUCUUGCUGUUAGUUCUACCUUUUUGUCAUUUAGUCUGGUAAGAAACAUUCUUGAACACUCCAAGCCAGAAUCUCCACUUCGCAAAUUCUGCGCCGCAAACGCUCUUUAUUCUGCCAUGGUUCCAGGUCUCGAUACAACUGGAUUCCAAUGGUUGAUAAAGAAUAGUGAGGAGUUUCUUGCUGAAUUCAUGAAGAUGCUCGUUAAGCUCACUAAGGCAACCGAUCCUCGUAUUCGCGACGUCAAGCAAGAAUAUGCAAAGGAAACCAAGAUAAAGGAAGAGGAAUUGGAGAACGGAGGAGUUGCUGUUGAUAAUGGCUCUGUUAUCGUUUCUGUUGUUGGUCCAGGUGUUCAUCCAUGCCAAUUCCAUAUUCAUGGUCGAUCGGGAUCUGGUUCAGGAGCCGCUGAUGGUGCCGACGAUGAUGAGAUAUGCUACUUAUUGGCUGAUCUAGAAGCAUAAAUAAAGCAAAAAUGACUGGACAUUGUCAUGAGCACGAAUAGAGGGUUCUCAUGUUAAGCACACGGCGUUUGUGGAGUCGAAGGUGGUUGAGAAGGAGCAAAUGGUGACGUACAAAUUAAAGCGGCGCUAGUGGAUGUUUGAUAUGGUAAGAGAAUUAUUAGAAUCAGAGGUAGCAGUGAGACAUCGGGAACAUAUCUGCUUUUCCUCCAUAUCAUGCCAUACAAUGCAUACGGAAUUAUCAAUGGAUGAUUUACCUGAUCGUUUUGCUUUCAUAGCAUGAAUUAUUAGGCAAAAUUGGAUGUUGACUCGAAUUAUUUUUAGUGACAUGCA
Molecule: messenger RNA, 1619 nt
Organism: Botrytis cinerea B05.10
Lineage: Eukaryota; Fungi; Ascomycota; Leotiomycetes; Helotiales; Sclerotiniaceae
Exons: 3
Coding region: 321-1289 (322 amino acids)
Molecular function (GO): protein binding
Source: RefSeq, a predicted model, not a curated record